This is a messenger RNA of Drosophila grimshawi, 1032 nucleotides long. RefSeq names its product glutathione S-transferase 1-1. Gene Ontology annotation, biological process: glutathione metabolic process. NCBI's taxonomy places the organism in Eukaryota, Metazoa, Arthropoda, Insecta, Diptera, Drosophilidae. Bases 42 to 692 code for a protein of 216 amino acids. Gene Ontology annotation, molecular function: glutathione transferase activity. The record is from RefSeq and is a predicted model, not a curated record. The transcript has a single exon.
UUGGCAUUCAUAGUUAGAAAGCGAAAGCAGUUAAUUUCAACAUGGACUUCUAUUAUCUUCCUGGAUCGGCCCCCUGCGCAUCAGUGAUAAUGACGGCGAAGGCUCUGGGAGUUGAGCUCAACAAGAAAUUGAUUAACAUCAUGGAAGGCGAACAUCUGAAACCGGAGUACGUGAAGAUCAAUCCACAGCACACAAUUCCAACACUCGUGGACAACGGUCUGGCUUUGUGGGAAUCUCGUGCCAUUCUCAUCUACCUGGUUGAGAAGUACGGCAAGGACGAUUCUCUCUAUCCCAAGGACCCAAAGGAACAAGCUUUAAUCAAUCAGCGACUGUACUUCGAUAUGGGUGUUUUGUACAAGUCAUUUGGUGACUAUUACUACCCACAAAUUCGUGAGGGCAAGCCCGCUAAUCCAGAAGACUACAAAAAAAUUGAAACUGCUCUUGAUUUCCUGGACACAUUCCUGCAAGGUCAGCAAUAUGUUGCUGGCGGUCAGCUGACAAUCGCUGACAUUUCGAUUCUGUCCUCCGUUUCGACAUUGGUCGUAAUGGGCUUCGAUCUUAGCAAGUAUCCCAGCGUUGCCAAGUGGUUCGAGAAUGCCAAGAAGGAGACCCCCGCAUGGAAUGAAGUCUGGGAAGGUUUGCAGAAGACAAAGGAGUGGAUCGACUCCAAGCUCAAGGCAGUGAAUGCCUAAAUUAUUUUCUAUAAUAAUGAAUUGAAUAUUCAACUAAAUAAAUGUAAUUGUACAUAGUUAACAAAGAGGUUACUUAAUUUUAUCUAUUACGUUUAGAUAUGAAUAUUUAUUUGUAUACAUUUGCAAGCAACAGUCUGAGGAGUGACUCAACUUGUCUACUAACUAUACUUAAAAUAAUUCAAGCAAAUUAUGAUUCAGUUCGAUGAUUACGCUAAAUUUAUAUGUGGGUUUUAAUGGUCUUGAAAAUAGCCAGAUAUAUAAUUUAUCGCACUGAUGAAAAUAAGUAGACGCCCGCCUGCCCGCCCGCCGUCCCCUGAAUAAAGGACACAAUAAUUGUAAU